Messenger RNA from Botrytis porri, 2277 nucleotides. RefSeq lists its product as uncharacterized. The coding region runs from base 1 to 2277 and encodes 758 amino acids. The transcript has 3 exons. Lineage: Eukaryota; Fungi; Ascomycota; Leotiomycetes; Helotiales; Sclerotiniaceae. The record is from RefSeq and is a predicted model, not a curated record.
AUGGACGGAUCCAGAAAACUCAAACCCACGGUGGAAAACACCGACCCUUACCAAUUGGAGAUGCAACUUCUUGCUCAAGAAUACAAUGAGCGCGAAGUCAAUUCCAGAGGCAGUCUCAUUGACUUGGCAGAUCAAGCUAAUCUACAAGAACACAAUGUCGCAGUCGCAGCUUUGGAAGAUCGAAAGCGUCGUGCUAAGGCCACUCUUGAUUCAGAUCAUAAUACAGAAAUCGAAUUCAUCAAUAAUCAAUAUGUGGAAAAGUCGCAAAAACUCGAGGCAGAUUAUACCAAGGAGCGAGAAGAUCUGGACAUGGAAUUGCUCAAGAAGAGUGGUAAAUCUUACGAGACACUUCAAGAGUUGCAUGCUAAAAAUCUUUUGCAAAUUCAAGUGUUCGAACAAAAAGCCGUGGAUAUCUUGAAGAAAAUGUCGAAGAGCGUGAAGGAAGAAAAUACCACCUAUACAAUGGGUUCUAGUCUUGCAAUCUCUGUUGCAGCAACUGGUGCUGCUGUCAAUGCCCCACCUACCAGUUCCGCUAGUGCAUCGACGAUGUCUUUGGGUCGAACUGAGAGAGUAAUUCAGGAUCAAUAUCUUGUGGCUAGCCCAGAUGACGAUGAAUCACUUUUCGUGGAUUAUCCAGAGUUUGAGCCCAGAGUUCCUCCAUCGAUGAGAGCUUCAUUGGCUUCUCAUGAUAUGACUGCAAGCCUUGGGUUCAGCCCAUCUUCAAAUGAUGAUCACUCGAUUAAGCGUCAAAAGACCAAGGAAUUGUCAGCUACCUCGAUCAAGAGGGAAACAAGUCCUUCAAUGAACGAUGCAUCCUAUGUUCAAGACCUUUUGAGCAUGCAUGUUCCAACACAAUCGCUCAGCAUGGCCUCUAGCGAGCGCGAGCCUGGUGGUUCUCAUGCUCAGUCCUACUUCCCCUCUACGACGAUCGCAGGCCGAGAUUGUGACCCUAGCAAGGAGAACGAUACAAUCAUUCAGAAUGGCUCCAUAUCACGACUUUCAGGUUCUACUAGAUUUCAACCAGCUCAUGCGCAGCAACCUUUGGUUAAUAGCCCCACAUUGGACGUUUCUAGCGGCCUCCCUGCUCCUGCACAAAUCGCACGUCGAGGUUACUUGUCGUCACAAAUCCGCAGUCCUCUCAUCAACGCUCCCAGAAGAGCGUUUUCGAACGCUGGACUCACCAACAAUGCCUCGAGCAUUGGAGAGAGACAACGCACCGAUUACCGCCACGGCCAAACGAUCACUCCAUUGAAGCGCAAGGCUUCUGACGUCAAUUUGAGUGAUCUUUACGAUGAGAUGGAGACUUCGAAGGCUGGAGCCCCGACUCAAAUUCAGCAAAAGGCUGAGGAGAUAUCGAGAGUCCAAGAAGUACGCCGAAGCGCAAUCAAUGCUUCAAGUGCUAGUGGUGCGAGUAGGAACUGGAUUGGCCAAACCCCCGAAUUCGGUCGGCAGGAGGCUGUCAAGGAGGAGCCAACUUCAGCAGUGACCGGUAUGGCUCGAUCUAUCAACGCAGAGCCAGCACACACGACAAGUCACGCCCAUCAACCUAGUAAUGGAGAGGCAAUACAAUCAAGAGUCUUGACUCCAAGACAUAGUAAUGUAGGCUCAUCGCGAACAACAACCACUGGCACUAGAUCCUUCAGCUCAGGGUCAUCUCGACCAGUAGCUAUUACCCACAAGCUUAGCAUUGCAGAGAUUCGACUAUCCUUUGAUGAUAUUCCUAUCGAGUAUAUUUCUUAUGAUGCUGGCGCUCCCUCCCGCUCCUUCCCUGUUACUUGGUCUGGCAAGAAAGGUAGUCACAACUCCAGGCAACAAGUCAGUCAUAACUUUAGGCUACAAGUGAUGCUCACGAAAAAUAAGGUCUUGCACCCCUAUGAUGGCACUGAUGACAAAUCCUCACAGUAUCCCAAGUUGGUGGUCGAUGAUUCUUGGGUUCUUGGUGGCUUCUAUCACAAAGAGUCGCGCAACUACAGAAUCGAGAUUUAUAGGCCGAGAUCGAAGAAUGAGUAUAGGGUGGAAUUUGAGGAAGGUCAUGACCGUGUCGAGAUUCAGAGCGCGAGGUUGAGAAUUGGAUUUGCCGAGGAAAUAGAACUUGAUCACUUUCUUGAGUGGUAUAAAAAGAUGCACCCUGGUGCUAAAAUUCGUUCUGAUGAUCGCCUUGGCUCCCUCCGUACAUUCCAUGACGAGAGCGGUAAAUCCGACCCGGCAUUGAGAAAAAAGAUCGAAGGCAGAGCUCAAAGAUUGGCACUUGUCGCACCUGUUGCAGUCAUGACUUAG